AUGGACGACUCAUCACCCCAGCAGUCAUCCUCUCCCGAAACCUUAAAAUCUCCUGAACAACCACCUUCAGAGUCCAACUCUGUCCUUUACGGCUUCGCCGACAGCUUUCUCAUCGCAGUCCCCUUCCAAACCAUCGUCGCUGGGCUCACCCGGAAACAGUAUGUCUCCUUCCAUGAACUCCCCCUCUACGAUGGGUUGAACCAAGGAGAAGUUCCGAAGAAUCAGCGCCGAGAAUCUACCAAACUUCACGACAUUAUUCCGGUACUUCAUGAGAAGGUCCCCUGGGACGGCGAUGACGACGACUUCAGUCCAAGAGCCGUUCCUCGACCAACAAGCGUCGCAGAUGAACGCCCAAGCCGUCUGGUGCCGCGUAAGGGCGAUUAUACUCCAAACGGCAAAGUCCUGAUGCAGUAUCAAAGUCAACCAAGUCUAUUCUCCCCAAACACUUCAAACACUCCAAUUUGGCCAGUAUCGACGGCGUACGUGUCGCUCUAUACGGCGGACAAGUGCUACAUCGAGGGCCUCGCCAAGUGCUUGAAGAUGGAGAUGCUCGUGCUUGUGUGA
Messenger RNA from Fonsecaea erecta, 564 nucleotides. RefSeq lists its product as hypothetical. The coding region runs from base 1 to 564 and encodes 187 amino acids. Lineage: Eukaryota; Fungi; Ascomycota; Eurotiomycetes; Chaetothyriales; Herpotrichiellaceae. The transcript has 2 exons. The record is from RefSeq and is a predicted model, not a curated record.